UCUGUAAGCCAAUGGCUGUUAAGUGGAGGAGGGGCUUUGUCGGGCUGUCAGCCAAUGGCUGUUUAGAAGGAGCUGAGCUCAGCUCAGUAAACUUGGCGACCCUUUCCUUUGCUUGCUGUGUCCGCAGAAUAUCAUUCAUUGGGGAAACUGGCCUGUUAUUUAGCUUUUUUGUGUAUUUUUCUGUACAAACUGAUGCUUUUUAUCAUUAAAUAUUAAAUCGGGGCUGCCCGGCACGAGAUGAACAGCUGAUACAUUUGCUGCUGCUCUUACUGGAGCUUUCAGCAGAAUGGUUUUGUUACAUUUAACACAAUAAAUGAGACACUGUACCUUCACGUGUCUGUAAACUAAACACAGCCACCAAUGCAUUUGACUUGUUUUCCUAUUGGAACAACAUGCACAUGACAACUGACACCACCAUUGCAAGAGAAUUAAAUAUGAAGUCUGGUGGUUAAUAAUUCCGUCAAACCCAUUUUGAGUUUUUAGUUUUAUUCCGUUGACACAAUCGAGAACAAAGAAAACCUGUCCACAUGUCCCCGCUUGGCCCGGUGCAGCUUUGAAGUCUGAUUUGCUAGCACGGUGAUACCAACCCGACCAAACACGUGCUUCCAUACUGCGAAGCCCCAACAUCGGCUGCUGUGAUUGGCCCGCUCGUUUGGCGCCUCUUAAAUGUGCUGCAGCCGUAGUGGGCGGUGAAUGCAAGACGGGGAGCCGUUUGAACCGUCGCUGUGCCGAGGCGGAAACAUUGAAAUUGGACAAAUUGUGUAUAGUGAGGGUGAGAUGAAAUGGUGUUAUAUAUAUCUACAAACACUGUGCCUUUUAUGAAGCCUGGUUUAGAGUACUGUAACGUCUGCUUUUAUUCUGUUUGCCGACUCUAAAGCCGUAAAGCCGGCAAAGUGUUUCGCUCCUUCCUCUCUGAGCUAACUGCUAGUUAGCUGCCGAGCUAACAGCUAGCCGGAAAACAGGCAGCUAAUACCCAAGACAAAAGACGACUUUCCCCCGUCACUUAUAUCCAGAAUCACUCUGUUGAAUGAGGACUGAACCUCCUGUGCAGGUUAAAGAUGGUGCUGACAGGGAAGCGCUCGGAGAAAGGCCCGGCAUGCUGGAAGAGAAGAGUGAAGUCAGAGUACAUGAGGCUGCGGCAGCUCAAGCGCUUCCGACGAGCCGACGAGGUCAAGAGCAUGUUCAACACCAACCGUCAGAAAAUCAUGGAUCGCACUAAAGUUUUGAAUCAGGAGUGGGAGACCAGGCGAAUCCAACCAGUGCACAUCAUGACGUCCGUUGGCUCUUUGAGAGGCACCCGGGAGUGCACGGUGGACAGCGGCUUCUCGGAGUUCCCUCGGCAGGUCAUCCCCCUGAAGACCCUCAACGCCGUGGCCUCAGUCCCCGUGAUGUACUCCUGGUCCCCCCUGCAGCAGAACUUCAUGGUGGAGGAUGAGACGGUGCUCCAUAACAUCCCCUACAUGGGAGACGAGAUCCUGGACCAGGACGGGACUUUCAUAGAAGAACUCAUCAAGAACUACGACGGCAAAGUCCACGGAGACAGAGAGUGCGGCUUCAUCAACGAUGAGAUAUUCGUGGAGUUGGUCAGCGCUCUCUCGCAGUACAGUGACAACGAGGACGAUGAAGAGGAGGAGCAGGACUUCAAGGUGGAGAAGGUAGAGAAGGUAGAGAAGGUGGAGCUGUGUGACAGCAAGGAACAUCCAGAGGACCCGCGCAAAGACGGACUCAUCAACAAUGACAGCCGAAGCAGUAGUGACGGCAGCAAGAAGUUUCCCUCUGACAAGAUCUUUGAAGCCAUCUCCUCCAUGUUCCCUGACAAAGGCUCCACUGAGGAGCUCAAAGAGAAGUACAAGGAGCUGACGGAGCAACAGCUGCCCGGAGCGUUGCCUCCUGAGUGCACGCCUAACAUCGACGGUCCCAACGCUCGCUCUGUGCAGCGCGAGCAGAGUCUUCACUCCUUCCACACGCUGUUCUGCAGACGCUGCUUCAAAUACGACUGCUUCCUCCACCCUUUCCAUGCAACUCCAAACACGUAUAAGCGCAAGAACCUGGAGAACCUGGUGGAUAGUAAGCCCUGCGUCAUGGACUGCUACAUGUACCUGGUACAGGAUGGGUUAGUGAGGGAGUACCCGGCCGGAGUGGUUUCAGAUCAGGUCAAGACGCCCUCCAAACGCUCCGUGGGUCGUCGCCGCGGACGACUCCCAAACGGCCAGCCCAGCACCCCCUCCGUCUCCUCGGAAACCAAAGACACAGACAGCGACCGGGAGGGCAGCAAGGAAGACGAGCGAGACAACGAACAGGACAACCAUCAGGACAACGAUCAUGACAACGAGCAGGAAAUAGAGCAAGAAAACGGGGGAGAAAAUGAUAAAGACGACGAUGACAAGAAGGAUGAAAACACCAGCAGCUCAGAGGGUAACUCACGGUGUCAGACUCCAGUGAAGAUGAAGCUGAGUGUGGAGGCUGAAGCUGUGGACUGGAGUGGAGCAGAAGCUUCUCUCUUUAGGGUUCUCAUCGGGACUUACUACGACAAUUUCUGCGCCAUUGCACGGCUCAUCGGCACGAAGACCUGCAGACAGGUUUAUGAGUUCAGGGUCAAGGAAUCGAGCAUCAUUGCACGCGCUCCUGCUGAAGACGAGGACACGCCUCCACGGAAGAAGAAGAGGAAACACAGACUUUGGGCCACUCACUGCAGGAAGAUCCAGCUGAAGAAAGAUGGCUCAUCCAAUCACGUGUAUAACUACCAGCCAUGUGACCACCCGCGGCAGCCCUGCGACUCCUCCUGUCCCUGCGUCACCGCUCAAAACUUCUGCGAGAAGUUCUGCCAGUGCAGCUCUGAAUGUCAGAACCGUUUCCCAGGCUGUCGGUGCAAAGCUCAGUGCAACACCAAGCAGUGCCCCUGCUACCUGGCGGUGAGAGAGUGUGACCCCGACCUGUGCCUGACGUGCGGCGCUGCAGAGCACUGGGACAGCAAGAACGUGUCCUGCAAGAACUGCUCCAUCCAGAGAGGCGCCAAGAAGCAUCUGCUGCUGGCCCCCUCAGACGUGGCCGGGUGGGGCAUCUUCAUCAAAGAGCCGGUCCAGAAGAACGAGUUCAUCUCCGAAUACUGUGGAGAGAUUAUCUCUCAGGACGAAGCAGACCGCAGAGGCAAGGUCUACGAUAAAUACAUGUGCAGCUUCCUCUUCAACCUCAACAACGACUUCGUUGUUGAUGCCACAAGGAAAGGCAACAAGAUACGCUUUGCCAACCAUUCUGUCAACCCCAACUGCUAUGCAAAAGUGAUGAUGGUGAACGGGGAUCACAGGAUUGGAAUCUUUGCUAAGAGAGCCAUCCAGACUGGAGAGGAACUUUUCUUUGACUACAGGUACAGCCAGGCGGACGCUCUGAAGUACGUCGGAAUCGAGCGGGAGCUAGAGAUGGCCUAACGGAAGCUCUACCUCCCGAGGAUCGCCAACACAAAGGCCUUACACUCAAACACAACACCCCUUCCAUUCAGGAAACCAGGACGACUUGCAAAAUGCUAGAGAGCUUCAGGCAAACUGGGAAUAUUUGAAGCAGAAUUUUUAUGCAGUUUUUUUUGCCACAAAAAAGGCUUUUCAUAUAUUUUUUGCUUCUUGUGAUUUUUCAACAAAUCUUCCUCUUCUGUGGAGACCGGCUUUAUGAAUCUUCCCUGAGCUGGAGCUCGUCUACGAACUGACUCAUUUGUCGUUUUUUGUAAUCUGAACUGUAAAUGUUCUACAGUGCGAAACCCUAUGCCGCCUGUUUGAAACGGGUUCAUUUGUUUUAGCUUCAGGGACCAAAAACAUCCACCAGCCGCUUUCACACCACGGCCUGGACUCGUUUUGCGAUUUUAGUUUCAGUGUUUUUAUACGGUGUGAAUUACCGGAUCACUGUCUGUAAAUCAGGAGGCCUUCGCUAAGUCUCACCAGAUCAAUACAGAUUUCUAGGGCUGCACAGACAUGUUUUCAUUGUGAUAAAAUCUAAAUCACUCGAUGCCGACGUACUUCAGAGCGUCCGCCUGGCUGUAUCAAAGUCAUGCCAAACAUUGACUGGCUCUCCGUUGUAUAUUCACUGAAUAUACAGGAGUUUUGACAGUUGGUUGGACAAAAUAUUGCAUUUCAAACAUUUAUCAAUAAUGGAAACAUGUACUUGUUGCAGCCCUAGGUUUAGUUAGUGGACAAUUGUUGACUUGUGUUUAUAUUUAGUAAGAACAGUUUGGUAUGAGACGUGAUGAAGAGUAUAUCUUCUUCUGAUUUCUUUGUUUGGUUUUUAAUAUUUGAAACGGCUGAUGCAAAAACUGGAUAAAAAGCUGAUGGAGAAUAAGUGCUGGAUAUAUACGAAAGUAUAUAUCCAGCACUAAUUCUUAAAUUAGUUUUAGCGGCAUCUUUUAUAAUUGAAAUGCCUCCAGUUUGAUCAUUCGAUGUUUCUGUUAAACACCAGCCAAUGUGACCUUGUCUCAGAUAUCUUUCUGAGGGUGGGUUGAUUUUCAACAGCUUGAAAGUGGCCUCCAGGUUUCUGUUACCGACUCUGUUUUGUGAUGCUGCAUUCAGGUGCUAACGUGAAAACACAAAACCAGCACUACUUGACCACGAAACUCAACCCACCAGAGAAACACUUUGAACCUUUCUGUCUGUACUUUAAGCUUCAUGUCGUGUGCAUGUGCUGCUCUCCUCUGAGCCGCACUGCUUUUUUCUUUCUUUCAAACUCAACCAAAACACACGGUUACUGAUGAAGGUUUUUAUUCAUUGUUUUUGUCAUCUCUCAUUAUUGAAGUUUCCCAGCAGCACCGUGCUCUACUCAAGAACUCGGUCCAGUUUGUUUUCUACAUCUCCUUGUUUGGUUCGAUUCAGGUUGUUUUCAGUCCACAGACUUCACCGAGCUAGAUCUGUCUGUAGAAUGAAACAUUCCUGACUUUUGCUUUUUAUACAUUCAGCAGCGUACUGAACAUUGAGGUUGUCAUCCUGCUAAAAAGCUACUGGACCAAAUGGACCAAAACUAAAAUAAGUUAAAUUUCUAAUAAUGUAAGACGGUAAAUCUCCACAUUUGAUAAGGUCGGUAAGAUUUUCCAUUUUGUAUUUAAGUAAACGACUAAAGGCUAGUAAUCAUUAGUAAAAUUGAUGCCAGUUAAUUUUCUGUUAAUUAUUUCUUAUAACAAACACGAUAAUGAUGAGAUCUUGAGUUUCGAGAGCACAGUGACGGGAAACUUCUCACUUGUUUAAAGUGUUUGUCGAUGUUUGACCCUGCGCUGUGCCUUGAGUCCUAAACUCACCAGUCUACAGUCCUAUCAAUCAGCCAGUCUGAUGAAUUACUUUCUGCAUGAUGAAGAGAAAACAGGACCUCUGACUGUACUGCCUCCAUGUGAUGUCCAAUCACUAUAAAUAUAUUUUCUCUUGUUAAAUAAGCCUUUUUACCAACGUGCAAACAAUCACACUUUGACUGUCUUUUUUCUGAUGUGAAUACUGGUGCUUAAAAGAAAACCAGACUGCCCGGCGUCUGGCCCACGUGAAGCAAAACCAGCCUCCUCUUCCUCCCUUUCCUACUUUACACCUGUAGUUUAUAACAAUCUUUCAGGAGACAGACAGGGACGUCUCGUGGUGCUCUAGUGUCUGUAGGUGACUAUCAGGGCUCUGAAACCUGGUGCUCUUUGGCUUCCAAACAGUCAAAUCCGGGAAUUGUUCCAGGUGGAGAUUUUCCACAUAUUUUUUUUCACAUUAUUGUGCGUUAAAAUUGUGAAUACGAUGUUCUGACUACAACCAUGUGACCCGAAAGUGUGAAUAUUUCAAAUGGAAAGGUUUAGGAACCCUUAAGUCUUUUUUAUAACAUCACAAACCAUUUCCUGGUGAUCCCAGUGUUACUACUUUCUUCACAGUGUGGAUGCAUUUAAUUGGGCUGCGAAAGCAUUUAAAGACCAUAUUAACUAGGAUUAUCCAAAAACAAAGCCCACAGCAGCUGCUUCCAUCCAGAGAAAUCAGUUUGAUUACAAACCAGCCACUUUUAAACCUGUUGUACAUGUUUCAAAGUGGCUGGUUUGUGUGAGACUGAACACACAACGUUUCUACAUGUGUCUGAAAGCGUUAAUGUCGGCCAAAGGCUGGUUAAAGGUCUCCAUCAUAUUCUUAAAAUGGUCAAAACAAGUGUUACCCAGCCCUUGUUAUGGUCGAACCUGCAGGUUAUUUAACACCGUUGGUCUGCGUUAACUUUUCUCUUUUCUUCUUAUUGUCAAACCAGGACCACUUUUUUCCUCCGAUGACACAGGUGCUGAAUUUGUAAUGUUUACAGGGAUUUUGUUGUUCAAAGUGAUGCAGAUUAAAAUAUUAUAAAUGUU
Molecule: messenger RNA, 6325 nt
Organism: Gymnodraco acuticeps
Lineage: Eukaryota; Metazoa; Chordata; Actinopteri; Perciformes; Bathydraconidae
Gene: ezh2
Product: enhancer of zeste 2 polycomb repressive complex 2 subunit
Exons: 19
Coding region: 1059-3425 (788 amino acids)
Biological process (GO): chromatin remodeling
Molecular function (GO): histone H3K27 methyltransferase activity; protein binding
Source: RefSeq, a predicted model, not a curated record